AAUUUAUGAAUAAUUAUUAUUUCGUGAUUACAAUUGCUCGGCCCUGAUUACAUUUGUGUGAGAGUAGCAUCCACUCGAGGGAGAACAGAGCAUAUGGAGACUGCUAUAUGUGGGAGAUUAGCUCUCGCACCAAACUCUCUCUUCAAUUCUUCUUUAUCAGGGGACAAACAUUCUCUGUCAAAAGGACCAUGCGUUAAUAAUCGUGGAGUUCUCAUGACCAUAGUGAGUAAAGGAGGUGGUGUGUUGGACAAACCAAUUAUAGAGAAGACUACUCCUGGUCGUGAAUCUGAGUUUGAUUUGAGGAAAUCAAAGAAGAUGGCUCCACCUUACAGAGUGAUACUACACAACGACAACUUCAACAAGAGGGAAUAUGUGGUUCAGGUUUUGAUGAAGGUCAUACCAGGAAUGACCGUAGACAACGCAGUUAACAUUAUGCAAGAAGCCCACAUCAACGGUUUGGCUGUUGUCAUCGUCUGUGCUCAGGCCGAUGCAGAGCAACACUGUAUGCAGCUUCGCGGUAACGGUCUUCUCAGUUCUGUUGAACCUGAUGGUGGAGGCUGCUGAAACAAAAAAAACAAAAAACUAGUUUAAAUUUCGUAUAGGUUUUUCACACCUCUCAGGACACUCUAUUUAGUAAAAAAAGAAAAUGUCCUUUGGUGUAUAUAAAUAUCAGAAAGUUUGGUACUAAGGCUGUUAUACUAUAUGCAGUGAACCUUUGCCUUUUUUUAUAGAUCUUUCGUUGGUUUUA
This is a messenger RNA of Raphanus sativus (radish), 748 nucleotides long. Its product is annotated as ATP-dependent Clp protease adapter protein CLPS1, chloroplastic. Bases 94 to 564 code for a protein of 156 amino acids. The record is from RefSeq and is a predicted model, not a curated record. NCBI's taxonomy places the organism in Eukaryota, Viridiplantae, Streptophyta, Magnoliopsida, Brassicales, Brassicaceae. Gene Ontology annotation, biological process: protein catabolic process; proteolysis. The transcript has 3 exons.